Molecule: messenger RNA, 828 nt
Organism: Heterobasidion irregulare TC 32-1
Lineage: Eukaryota; Fungi; Basidiomycota; Agaricomycetes; Russulales; Bondarzewiaceae
Exons: 6
Coding region: 1-828 (275 amino acids)
Source: RefSeq, a predicted model, not a curated record
AUGUCCAUCCUUGUCUUGGAGCAAGCCGAUGCCGUUCACCUGACACGGGCUAAGUGGCCUGGCUCCGGGAAAUUCAUCGAUCGCUUUCAUGAUAAGCCAUCCACAAGGUUGGAUGUAGGCAGAUGGACAGUAUGGGCAGUGGGCAACGUACUCCACGGUGGAUCAGGAGUGAAAGUUUACAAACGAGACAGCAGGAUCGCUGGUGGUCUCAUCCUAUCGAAAGCUCCACAACGCGACUCUCGUCUCAAGUUGAGAGCGUCCCCCGUCUCCAACGUCAUGGCAAUGACUCUCGCGGCUUUGGAAUCCCCAUCCGGACGACCUCAUUCGACUAAGUGGCUAGAUAGGCCAAUAUUUCUCGCUACCCGGUUUCGCUCGAAUGCAGUGGCUGCCGCCGCCAGAGGGCUUGGGAACACGUAUGGCGCAAACCAGUUCGAUGCUCAAUCUGUUCGCAUGACAUGGCCAGAGGCGCUGGAAUUUAUGAUCAGAUUAGAACUAGCCGCUGAAAUUCUCUUGACUAAUCGAGUUAUCAAUUUACACGUCAUUGAAUAUAGAGAUUGUUCAUUCGUACCUCGGGGGAAAGAUUUCAUCGAUUAUAUACUUCUAGUCCGAGUUCAACAGAAACGAGACGCGCAGGGCGAGCCCGAGACACUUCAGUGGAUCGUUCAUGACCUAAUAAGGGUUGAGAAUCAGAUAGAAGAGGUCUCGGGGUCUGCUGGUCGCGCAUCUAGAAAGGCGAAGUAUCCUGACCCCUGCAUACCCAGGUCCCGCGCAUUGAGAAUCGAUGACCAGUGGAGUGAGCAGAAAGAUGUCCUGAUUGGUGCGCCGUGA